AUGAGCGGCGCUGCGCCGACGCCCGUGCCCGCCGCGGAGACUCGGGCCGAAGUCGAAGAUGAGAUGCUCACGCGCGUGUGUCAUCGAUACUACCAGUCGCUCUACUAUACGCAGGUGCAAGAGUCCGUGCUGCUGGUCACGAAUCCGUACCAUGCGGCGGUGGAUGUGAACAGCGAGGAUGUGCUGCGCGCGUACACGCGCGAGUUCCGGGAUAUACGUCUGAUGGUCAAUGGCCCGCAGCUGCCGUCCCACAUAUUCCGGACGGCGUGCAAUGCGUAUUUUUACAUGCAGCGGACAGGCCAGGACCAGUGCCUGUUCUUCCUGGGCGAGACCGCGAGUGGAAAAAGCGAGACGCGGCGCCUCGCGAUGCGGGCCCUCGCGAGUGUCAGCUCGGCACUGCCAGGUAAGCGCGGUGCGCGUCUCGCGGCGCAACUGCCGGCUGCGCUGUACGUACUCGAGUGCAUGGGCCAUGCCGCCACCGAGGAGAAUGCGAAUGCUUCGAGCAUGGUGCUGUACACGGAAUUGCAGUUCAGCCAGAAUGGGCGCUUGAUUGGCUUUAAAAUGCUCCCGUACUAUUUGGAGCUCGCGCGUGUAUCGCUGCUGCGCCAACCAGGCCGGGCGUUCCACCUGUUCUCCCUGCUGGUGGCUGGCGCUGCACCAGAGGACCGCCAGCGCUGGCGCCUGGACGGCGCGGAGCUGCGGCUGCUCGGCGUGGGCCAUGCACGCGACAGGGACGAGGCGUCCCGCGCCGCCGCUUUCCGCCAGUGGUGCGAUGCUGUCACCACGCUCGGCCUCUCAACGUCGCAGCGCUCGGAGAUGCUGGACGUCAUCGUGGCGCUACUUCAUCUGGGAGAUAUCGACUUUAUACAUGAAGAUGGGCCGUCUGCAGCAGCGCACGUCGUGUCGGAAGAGCCGCUCUACGUGGCUGCAUCACUGCUGGGCGUUGGUGCUUCGGCGCUCGCGCAUGCACUCACGCACCUGACGUCGGUCGUGCAAGGGCAGCUGUGCACGGCGCUACUGAAUGCGGAGCAGGCGGCCGAGAGCCGCGACCGCCUGGUGCGGACGCUCUAUUCGCUGCUGUUUGCGUGGGUGAACGAGCACAUCCGCUCGUGCUUUGCCCACGAGGCUUUCGAUACCUACAUUGGCCUGCUGGAUCUACCUGGGCACCGCAACCGCAUCGUCAAUCAUCUCGAGACGUUUGCCGUGAACUUGGCCGCGGACACGGUCCAGCGGCACAUGAUGCACAUCAUGAGAGAGCGGCGCAUGGGCGAAUUAGACCAUGAAGGACUCUCGCACCUAGCACCACUUCCGAGCACGGUGUCGGGGGCGGACAGGCUGCGUGUGCUCACACACUACCCUGGCGGCCUCGUGCACAUCAUGGACGACCAGGCGCGGCGGCGUCCCCGCAAAAACUCACAGACAAUGGUCGAAGCGAUGCAGCGCCGUUGGGUGCACCAUGCGUCGCUGCAGGUUGAGCGCGUGGACCGCCUUGGUGCGCCGAAAUUUGUCGUGACGCACUUUCACGGCUCCGUGGCUUACGAGCCGCAUGGCUGGCUCGCGCAGAAUGACGAGUCGCCCGCACUCGAGCAUAUGUCGCUGCUGCGCGGCGCCCAGGACGGACUCGUCGACGGCACGAGCGGUUUUGGCUCGUCUAGUGCGUUUGUGCGCGGGCUCUUCCGGCACGCGUCGGCGCCGGGUACAGCGGUGCCCGCCAAGCGCUCGCCGAGCACGAAGCGCUUAGGGCGCAGUGGCACGCUGCGCGCCGCCGCCUCGCGCGAGCCGCACGAUGACGACGUGUAUGGCGGGGCCCUACAUGAGCCGGCAGCGGCGGCAAGCGAAGGGCCACCUUGUGUGCUGGGCACUUUGCAAUCGUCGCUGCACAUGCUACUCGAUGUCGUGGACGAGGCCAAGGCGUGGUUCGUGCUGUGUGUGCGGCCCAACACGAAUGUGCUGGCGAACCAGUGUGAGCCCGGCAUGAUGCGGCGACAGCUAGAGGCGCUGGACCUGGCACAGCUGCGCGUCGGCCACGAGAGUGACUACAGCGUCACACUCACAUUCACCGAGUUUUGCGAUCGGUACGGCGCACUGCCGAUGUUUGAUGCGGUCGAUAUGCUGGCGGCGCCCGCCGCGGAGGCCAAGAUGCGCGUGAGCGACGCCGUGGCACGGAUGAACUGGACAGACACACAUGUCGCUAUGGGUCUGCACAAGGUAUUUCUCUCGCAUGCCGUGUUCCGUGAGCUGGAGGACCAUUUGCGUGCGACGGACCCCGAAGAGAUGCAGCACCAGCUGCGCAAAGCGAGUGCGGACGACGACGAUGCCGCACAGGCGGUCGUCGAUCCCUACUCACCGUACGAGGCGCGCGUAUCGCGUGCCGAGCACGCUGCGCCAUCGCCGCCCGAGCCGGCUACCCCCGCAUGGCGCGGGUGGUCAUACGACGAACAACAAGGUUUGCUCGACGACGCGGACGGGGAGGAUGUGCUGCUCCUCGACGACACCAAAGAUGCAGGCCCGGGCGAAGCGGCGCCGCCGGCCGGCCCCCAGGUCACAGAGCGCCUACGCGUAACGUUCGAGCGGCGUUUGUGGGUCGUGCUCACCUGGCUGUGCACCUUUUGGGUGCCGUCGCCGGUGCUGGGGCUUUUCCCCAAGCUGCGGCGCUCAGAUGUGCGCAUGGCCUGGCGUGAGAAGCUGGCGAUCAAUAUGAUGAUCUGGUUCGUGUGCCUGUGCUCGAUCUUUGUGAUUGUGUUUCUUGGCAAUGUGGUGUGCCCCCGGCAGCACCUGUAUAGUGUGGGUGAGUUGUCCGGCCACAAGGGCUCAGAUGCGUUCACGGCGAUCCGCGGCGAAGUGUUUGACCUACACAAGAUUGUGGGCGCGCACCUUAGUGCAAUCCCGGUCGUGUCGCGCAAGUCGCUCCUGCAGUACGCCGGCGCGGACGCCACGUCCAUCUUUCCCGUGCAGGUCAAUGCGCUGUGCAACGGGCCGAACGGCCCGAUCUCGCCAUGGGUCACGCUUGACAAUUCGAACAACACGGACGCCAAUGCGCGAUACCACGACUUCCGCGCGUACCGAGGGACGGACGUGCGGCCUGAUUGGUACUACGAGCAGAUGUGGUACAUGCGCAGCCAGUACCGUGUCGGAUUUGUGGGCUACACGCCGAAAGAGAUCCAAAACAUGAUGGAGGACGGGCGCACGAUUGGCGUGUACAACAGCUACAUCUACGACCUAACGGCAUAUGUGGGGCAGGGCAACCAGGGCGGCUUCCGCAUGCCGGAGGGCGUCGCGCCGCCAGCCAACCUGGACCGCACGAUUCUCGACCCGAGUGUUGUGCAGCUGUUCACGCAGAACCCUGGGCGUGAUGUCCGUGCCAUGUUUGAUGCGCUCGCGAUGCCCCCGGCGAAGCGGCAGGACCAGGCGACGUGCCUGCGCAACCUGUUCUUGAUUGGGCGCGUCGAUGAGCGGAGCUCGCCGCGGUGCACGUUUUCGUCGUACAUCCUCCUGGGUCUCUCCAUCCUGAUGGUGCUCACGGUCGGCGUCAAGUUCUUUGCGGCGCUGCAGUUUGUGCGAUCGACGCCGCCCGAGGACCACGAGAAGUUUGUCGUGUGCCAGAUUCCCUGCUACACGGAAGGCGCCGAGUCGAUGCGCAAGACGAUCAACUCGAUUGCGCGCCUGCGGUACGACGAUCGGCGGAAGCUGAUCGUUGUCAUCUGCGAUGGCAAUGUGACAGGCGCCGGCAACGAGGCGCCUACGCCGCAGCUUGUGCUCGACGUGCUGGGCGCGGAGCCGACCGAGGCGGAGCCGCGCAGCUUUGUGUCCCUCGGCGAAGGCCUGAAGCAGCACAAUAUGGCGCGCGUGUACAGUGGGCUGUACGAGCAUGCGGGCCAUCUCCUGCCGUACCUGGUCGUGGCCAAGUGCGGCGCGCCGAGCGAGACGAUGCGCCCUGGAAACCGCGGCAAGCGCGACUCGCAGCUGAUCCUCAUGCGUUUCUUCAACAAGGUACACUAUGGCUCGCCGAUGAGCCCCCUCGAGCUGGAGAUGUACCACCACAUCAAGAACAUUAUCGGCGUGAAUCCCAGCUUCUAUGAGUACCUGCUGCAGGUCGAUGCCGACACGGAGGUCGAGCCGAGUGCACUGGCACGCAUGAUUGCCUUUUUCGUGCGCGACAAAAAGGUAAUUGGGCUGUGUGGCGAGACAGCGCUCGCCAACGAGCGCCAGAGCCUCACGACGAUGCUCCAAGUGUACGAGUACUAUAUUUCGCACUACCUGGUCAAGGCGUUCGAGAGCCUUUUUGGAUCGAUUACGUGUUUGCCUGGCUGUUUCUCUAUGUUCCGCUUCCGCGCGCCUGACUCGCAGCGCCCGUUGUUUGUCUCGCAUGCGGUGCUGGACGACUAUGCGGAGAACCGCGUGGAUACGCUGCACUUGAAGAACCUGCUGUACCUGGGCGAGGACCGCUACCUGACGACGCUCGUGCUCAAGCACUUCCCCGAGUACAAGACGCAGUUUGUGCAGCAUGCGCGCUGUGUCACGACAGCGCCCGACAGCUGGCGCGUGCUGCUGUCGCAGCGGCGCCGCUGGAUCAACUCGACCGUGCACAAUCUGGUCGAGCUACUCAAGACGCCACAGCUGUGUGGCUUUUGUCUCUUCUCCAUGCGGUUCGUCGUGCUGAUCGACCUCUUGUCCACCGUCGUGGCGCCCGUGACGAUCGGGUACCUCGUGUACCUGCUCUUUGUCGUGGCCGUCGAGGGCGGCACCAUUCCUGUGACGUCGAUUGUGCUGCUGGGUGGCAUUUACGGCUUGCAGGCCAUCAUCUUCCUCCUGCACCGCCGCUUUGACAUGAUCGGAUGGAUGGUUGUGUACAUCCUCGGCAUGCCCCUGUGGUCGCUUAUCCUCCCGCUCUACUCAUUCUGGCACAUGGACGACUUUUCGUGGGGCAACACGCGAAUCGUUACGGGCGAGAAGGGCGAAAAGCUGCUCGUGCACAACGAGGGCCACUUUGACCCGCAGACGAUUCCCCACAUGACGUGGGACGAGUACGAGCGCGAGUUAUGGGAAAACCGCGCGCCGCCUUCGGACGAGCCCGUGGGCCUCGGCCCCCUGCCCCACAGCUACGCGGACACGAGCCCAGGACUGUCGAAGCGGUACUCAGACAUGUCUUGGCCGCUGCGCGACGACGCGUCGCUUGCGCCGCUGGACGACGCGAGCGCCAAGCAGCCCUGGGCGAUGGAGCCGCCCGAUCUUUUGCUCGACCCGAUGCCGCCGAGCGCCGAGGCGCCGGGGUUGCCGCGCGACGAGCGCCUGGGACGCCUUCCGCCCAAUGAGGUGCUGCGGUACGACAUUCGGCAGAUCAUCGCGGCGAGUGACCUGACAUCGAUUACCAAGCGCCAGGUGCGCGCGCAGUUGCAGGACCUGUAUGGCUGCCCAAUUCAGGAAAAGAAAGCGUACAUCAACGCACAGAUUGAGGCGGCGUUGCGCGACCUCUAG
This is a messenger RNA of Malassezia sympodialis ATCC 42132, 5475 nucleotides long. RefSeq lists its product as uncharacterized. Gene Ontology annotation, biological process: fungal-type cell wall organization; chitin biosynthetic process. Gene Ontology annotation, cellular component: cell septum; cell periphery; myosin complex. The record is from RefSeq and is a predicted model, not a curated record. NCBI's taxonomy places the organism in Eukaryota, Fungi, Basidiomycota, Malasseziomycetes, Malasseziales, Malasseziaceae. Gene Ontology annotation, molecular function: cytoskeletal motor activity; chitin synthase activity; ATP binding.